AUGCACUGGGGGCGGGGAAACGGCGCACUUCCUGCGCCGCGCGCAUUAUUCGCGCCCACCGCUUCCCCACUUUGGGCCGACGACGCCAGCAUGUGCGGGCUCGUGAGCGACCGCGCUCUGCGCUGCCUGCAGGCUUUCUUCCCGGACCCCUGCCCCAGCUUCUUCCGGCCCAAGGCCUGGCAUUCGGAUUUGGAGCCGCAGAAUACCUCGGGCGUCAGGCCUUCGCCGCGGGGCCCGGAGGGCACGUUCCUCCAGGAUCGCCACGACGCGAGCAGCAAUGGGAACCCGCGCCUGCCUCACCUCUCCUCCGCCGGGCAGCAUCUCUACAGCCCCGCGCCGCCCCUCUCCCAUGCUGGAGUCGUUGAAUACCAGCCACCACCCUACUUUCCGCCUCCCUACCAGCAGCUGGCUUACUCGCAGGCAGCCGACCCCUACUCGCAUCUGGGAGAAGCGUACGCCGCCGCCAUCAACCCCCUGCACCAGCCGGCGCCCACCGGCAGCCAGCAGCAGGCCUGGCCGGGCCGCCAGAGCCAGGAGGGGGCUGGGCUGCCCUCGCACCACGCGCGCCCGGCCGGCUUGUUGCCCCACCUCUCCGGGCUGGACGGCGACGCCAUGAGCGCCCGCAGGGACGCCUACCGCCGCUCGGACCUGCUGCUGCCCCACUCGCACGCUCUGGACGCCGCGGGCCUGGCCGAGAACCUGGGGCUCCACGACAUGGCGCACCAGAUGGAGGAGGUGCAGAAUGUCGACGACCAGCACCUACUUCUGCAUGAUCAGACGGUCAUUCGCAAAGGUCCUAUUUCAAUGACGAAGAACCCCUUGAGUCUCCCUUGUCAGAAGGAGCUGGUGGAGGCUGUGAUGAAUCCCAGCGAGGUCUUCUGCUCGGUCCCUGGAAGAUUGUCCCUCCUCAGCUCUACAUCUAAAUACAAAGUGACAGUUGCCGAAGUCCAGAGGCGACUGUCCCCGCCUGAGUGCUUAAAUGCUUCGUUACUGGGAGCUGUCCUCAGAAGAGCCAAAUCUAAAAAUGGUGGCCGAUCCUUGCGGGAGAAGUUGGACAAGAUUGGGUUGAAUCUUCCAGCGGGGAGACGGAAAGCUGCCCACGUCACCCUCCUGACAUCUUUAGUAGAAGGUGAGGCUGUUCAUUUGGCUCGGGACUUUGCCUUUGUCUGUGAAGCAGAAUUUCCUAGUAAAUCCGUGGCCGAGUAUUUAACCAGACCUCAUCUCGGAGGACGCAGUGAGAUGGCAACUAGGAAGAAUAUGCUGCUGGCUGCAUACCUGAUUACCCACGGGGUUGGCAGCCAGGCCAUCUGUGCUGCUGUGUCUGCCAUGCAGAACUACAUAAAAGAAGCCCUGAUGGUCAUAGACAAAUCCUACAUGAACCCCGGAGACCAGAGUCCCGCCGAUUCUAGCAAAACCCUGGAAAAGAUGGAGAAGCACAGGAAGUAA
This is a messenger RNA of Globicephala melas (long-finned pilot whale), 1446 nucleotides long. The record is from RefSeq and is a predicted model, not a curated record. Lineage: Eukaryota; Metazoa; Chordata; Mammalia; Artiodactyla; Delphinidae.